AUGCUCACCUCAGACCCGAUCGCACUUCGCUCGACGAGAGACCUGUCAGUCGCAGCUAAGGACAAGAAGAAGCGACCACGGCGUGGCCGGAAAGCCACGAGUAUGCCCAACGUCGAAGCAAAGCCAAAGAAAGCAUUGCUCCUCGACGAACUGGGUGAUAUACUGGUAGAGCAGCUCUACGCCCAUCCUAAGCUGGUGGAGCCUCUCAAUGCCCCCGUCGCUGAGGUCGAUCACUUACGCAGCACUCUCGCUGCAAUCAUCACGGCCUCAUCAUGUGCCAGCUCAGGCAGCAGCAGCAGUCGUACGCUGACCGUAUUCAAUGGCACACCACCCACCAGCUUGGACAGCCGCACCCCCCAGGAGUCCCCGGCCUCAAAGAGCAUAACCCCAGCACCCCCCACAGGCGAGAAUCUUCGCAGCAAGACCAAGCGCCGACGACAUGCAGAUGUCUUCAGUCUGGACGACUUCUCCACGAUGACCACCAUCGAACACCUGGCGGCGCAGUACGGUCGAGUGGCGCAUAUGGGCAUCCUCGACCGCAGCUAUCGCUUCUUUGUUAACCAGGCGCGGACCGCUGCUCUGUCCUUUAAAGUGCAAAAUCGUGUGGCAAUCGUGGGCGGCGAUCCGCUGUGUGAUACUGAUGCUAUUCCAGAUCUUCUGGUAGAGUUCGCAGUGUACCGUCGACGGCAUCGUUGGGGUAUCGCAUUCAUGGGCGCCAGCGAGUCCUUCGCUCGAGGUUACGCCCAGUUACAGGGCUGGACAACCAUCCGCUUCGGCACCGAGCGUGUACUGAAUCCACAAACGAACGACGUUUUACUCGAACGUGGCGGGAAGCGGAUCACAGUGCAAAACCGACAGUUGCUGCAUCGGCACAAGGGCGGGAUCACACUGAGAGUAUACUCACCCGCGACGCACGGCACCGACACCGAGCUUCAAAGCGCUCUAGUCGCCAUCUACGACGCCUGGCGCGCCGAGCGCAACCGCUCCGCUACCCCGCAGGCUUUCAUCACGGUGUACGAACUGUUCGCACUACCCAGCCUUAUGACUUUCGUGUAUACCCGGGGCCCUGACGGCCAAGUCAAUGGAUUCGCCGCUCUCCGCCGGUUGGCCGCUGGUGGCUAUCACAUCGAUCCGUGCAUCGCCGCGCCUGAUAGCCCCAAGGGUAUCAGCGACUUGCUCCUCAUCGCCACCAUGGCUCUGCUCCACCGCACCGGUGUCUCGUAUCUAGGUUUCGGCUUCGAGCCCCUGCACGCUCUCGAUCCAGGCGAGAUCACCGGUUUGCCUCGUCCAUUUAUUCACCUCGCCCGCGAACUGUACGGUCAUGCGUUUCAUCGCCUUCCAAUCCACGGCAAGAAGGCCUACCACGAUAGAUUCCACCCUGAUCCACCCCAGGACUCGGGUCUCUACCUUGUCUUCCCUCGAGGCGUCCCCGGCCCGUUUCAUUUGCUCGCCAUGGCUCAUAUGGCCAACAUCAGUCUGCGCAAGAUCAUGUGGGCCGACGUCCGCGGCUUGGUUUUGAAAGAUGCCCGCAAGUCUUCGCAGAAGCCUGUAACCGCUGCAAGUGAUGCUGUUAUUACUGGGGAGGCUUGA
This is a messenger RNA of Penicillium riverlandense, 1590 nucleotides long. RefSeq names its product protein ergS (gene ergS). Gene Ontology annotation, molecular function: aminoacyltransferase activity. Lineage: Eukaryota; Fungi; Ascomycota; Eurotiomycetes; Eurotiales; Aspergillaceae. The record is from RefSeq and is a predicted model, not a curated record. The transcript has a single exon. Bases 1 to 1590 code for a protein of 529 amino acids. Gene Ontology annotation, biological process: phospholipid homeostasis.